CGUGUGGAGAGAGCCGAGAAGGAGUCGAGCCGCCCGCCGCUUCCGUCGGGGACCAAUAUAAGCCGCCUUUCUCUCUCCCCACCUCCACCAAACCCUUGUUCUUCGUCUCUCGCCUGCCCACCGCACCCAAAGUCGUUCGAUCGAAUCCGGGACGGCGAUCUCGGGUUCGCUCGCUCAAUCCACAGCAACCAAGCCUCCAGAUCCGCUCUCCAACCCACCGCUUCAGUCAUGGCAGGAAUGGCACCAGAGGGUUCCCAGUUUGACGCCAAGCAUUAUGACACCAAGAUGACAGAGCUGCUGAGCCAAGGCGACACUGAGGAGUUUUUCACUUCCUACGAUGAAGUGCACGAGAGCUUUGAUGACAUGGGCCUCCAAGAGAACCUUCUCAGAGGCAUCUAUGCUUAUGGUUUUGAGAAGCCAUCUGCCAUUCAGCAGAGAGGAAUCGUCCCCUUCUGCAAGGGACUCGAUGUGAUCCAGCAAGCUCAGUCUGGAACUGGAAAGACUGCCACCUUCUGCUCUGGAAUCCUGCAGCAGCUUGACUAUGGCUUGGUCGACUGCCAGGCUCUGGUCCUUGCUCCCACCCGUGAGCUGGCCCAGCAGAUCGAGAAGGUCAUGCGUGCUCUUGGUGACUACCUAGGUGUCAAGGUGCACGCCUGUGUUGGUGGAACAUCUGUUCGUGAAGACCAGAGGAUUCUUGCCAGUGGUGUGCACGUUGUUGUUGGCACACCUGGUCGUGUGUUUGACAUGCUGCGCAGGCAGUCUCUCCGCCCAGAUCACAUCAAGAUGUUUGUACUGGAUGAAGCUGAUGAGAUGCUUUCACGUGGUUUCAAGGAUCAGAUCUAUGAUAUCUUCCAGCUUCUUCCAGGAAAGAUUCAGGUUGGGGUGUUCUCUGCUACCAUGCCUCCUGAGGCCCUUGAGAUCACCCGCAAGUUCAUGAACAAGCCUGUGAGGAUUCUUGUUAAGAGAGAUGAGCUUACCCUUGAGGGUAUCAAGCAGUUCUAUGUCAAUGUUGAGAAGGAAGAGUGGAAGCUGGAUACUCUCUGUGACCUGUACGAGACCUUGGCCAUUACCCAGAGUGUCAUCUUUGUGAACACCCGCCGCAAGGUGGACUGGCUCACUGACAAGAUGAGGGGAAGGGACCACACAGUGUCUGCCACACACGGAGACAUGGACCAGAACACUAGGGACAUCAUCAUGAGGGAGUUCAGGUCUGGGUCUUCUCGUGUGCUCAUCACCACCGACCUGCUGGCUCGUGGUAUUGAUGUCCAGCAAGUCUCCCUCGUCAUCAACUAUGACCUGCCGACUCAGCCUGAGAACUACCUCCAUCGCAUUGGUCGUAGUGGUCGGUUCGGGAGGAAGGGAGUUGCCAUCAACUUCGUCACACGCGAGGAUGAGAGGAUGCUGUUCGACAUCCAGAAGUUCUACAACGUGGUCAUUGAGGAGCUCCCUGCAAAUGUUGCUGACCUUCUCUAGAUUAUAAUCUUAGGAAUUGCAGUAAGGUGCUGGAUAAGAGUUUAUUUUUGUUUAAUAUCUCCAACUCUAAUUCUGGUAGAGUGGUAAGGUCUGGGUCUAUUUGAAUUGUGGUUAAGGACGGUCUGAGUUCUUAUUUUUCCUAUGCAAUGUUCGGAAAUUUUUGUAGUGCGUAGGCUGUGCUGUUUCCUGGGCUAGCUGGGUUAGAGUGACACUACUUGAGUAAUGAGUACUUUUACUUUUCGGUGUGAA
This is a messenger RNA of Lolium perenne, 1722 nucleotides long. Its product is annotated as eukaryotic initiation factor 4A. Gene Ontology annotation, molecular function: ATP binding; RNA helicase activity; nucleic acid binding. Lineage: Eukaryota; Viridiplantae; Streptophyta; Magnoliopsida; Poales; Poaceae. The record is from RefSeq and is a predicted model, not a curated record.